AUGGCGCUGUCGCAGGGCGACCUGCUGCGCAGCCAGAAGAAGCUGGAUGAGCGCGGCAAGCAGAACCUGGAGAGGGCGCGGCAGAAGGCGGAGAAGGAGCGGCUGGUGGCGGAGCGGGCGGCGGCGCGGCAGGCGGCGCGCGAGGAAGAGGCACGGCAGAAGCGCCUGGCGCAGCUGGCCGCCGAGGAGGAGGAGCGACGCCAGCAUGCCGAGGAGGUGGAGGCCAACCUGGGCGUGUUUUUCCGAGCAGAACUUGUGGCGGUGCCGGCCCCAGAGUCGAUCGCAGCUGACAAGGGCAUCAAGCGGGCGGCAGACAAGAUCCUGCUGCCGCCCUCAGCGGGAGCCAGCCUGAUGAGCCAGGAUGCCUACAAGAACGGACCCAUGUUCUUCCAGCUCACCAAUGCAGCCGGCAACCGCACGCACGCCGGGCUGCUGGAGUUCUCUGCGGCAGAGGGCUUUGUGGCGCUGCCCCGCAAGGUCAUCUGCAGCCUGUGGGGCCCCGAUGCAACAGAGGAGCACUGCGUGGGCAGGCUCAGGGUCGCAUACCGGCGGCUGCCGAAGGGCGAGCGGGCGGUGUUCCAGCCCCGCUCCGCUUCUUUCCAACAGGAGGUCGGCGAGGACAUCCGGGGCGUGCUGGAGGGCGCGCUGCUGCAGCACUCGUGCCUGACGCGGGGCGACUGGCUGGCGGUACCGCACGGCGGCCAGCGGUACGAUCUCCGCAUCUGCGACCUGCACCCAGAGGCGGCGGUGUCUGUGAUUGACACCGACCUGGAGGCGGAGAUCAAUCCUUCCAUAGAGACGGAGGAGAGGAUUCGGGAGGAGUAUGAGGCGGCGACGCGGCGAGCGGCCGAGGCCGCGCUCGCGGCGGCGGCUGCGGUGGCGGAGGCCGAGGCUGAGGCGGCGGCGCAAGAGGAGGAGCGGCUGCGGCGGGAGGCGCUGCGGCGGGCCAAGGAGGCGGCGCUGCCGGCGGAGCCGUCGCCUGGCGCCGCCGAGCCCUGCGCUGCAUGCCUCUUCCGCUUCCCGGAUGGCAGCAGGCACAGCCGCCGCUUCCCGCUGGACAGCCCGCUGCAGCUGCUGUUUGACUUUGUGGACUCGAAAGGAGCCAGCGGCAUGCUGCCAGGCAGGUACAGCUUGGUGACGCAGUACCCGCGGCGAGUCUUCCUGCCCUCCCUGGCGGAGGCAGGCGCCGAGGCAGCAGCGGCAGAGCGGCAACUCACGCUGCAUUCUGCGGGGCUGACAGGACCGCGGGAGGUGCUGUUCCUGGAGCAGCAGCACCAGCUGCAGCAGCAGCCGGGGAUCGGCGAUGCAGCCGGUGGCGGCAGCUAGCGAGCCCGGGGCACCUCCCAAAGUCUGCCCGCCUGCGCACUUGUGUUGUAUCAAAGUUACACCUGUACAAUCAGGCAGCUGUAAAACAGAUCAAAUG
This is a messenger RNA of Chlorella variabilis, 1423 nucleotides long. RefSeq lists its product as hypothetical. Gene Ontology annotation, molecular function: polyubiquitin modification-dependent protein binding. Lineage: Eukaryota; Viridiplantae; Chlorophyta; Trebouxiophyceae; Chlorellales; Chlorellaceae. The record is from RefSeq and is a predicted model, not a curated record. The coding region runs from base 1 to 1326 and encodes 441 amino acids. The transcript is spliced from 6 exons. Gene Ontology annotation, cellular component: VCP-NPL4-UFD1 AAA ATPase complex.